Molecule: messenger RNA, 5924 nt
Organism: Diorhabda sublineata
Lineage: Eukaryota; Metazoa; Arthropoda; Insecta; Coleoptera; Chrysomelidae
Product: D-glucuronyl C5-epimerase B
Exons: 5
Coding region: 128-1885 (585 amino acids)
Biological process (GO): heparan sulfate proteoglycan biosynthetic process
Cellular component (GO): Golgi apparatus
Molecular function (GO): heparosan-N-sulfate-glucuronate 5-epimerase activity
Source: RefSeq, a predicted model, not a curated record
AAACAAACAACUGAUGUAUAAAUUAUUGACAGAUAAAAUAGUUAUAUUGAAUGUUUUCAAUGUUGUAUGUUUAAUAAAAUAAUAUUUAUUUUAAUUUAUUUAUCUACAUAAUUAUGUAAACAACUAAAUGAAUCUAGUUGAUAAUAAGCCUGGAUAUACCAGGAGUGUGGAACCGCCACUAUUUUUUAUUAUGAUGCGGUUCAAUCUAAAAGUAACUUUAUUAUUUCUUUUCGUCAUCGGUAUUCUAACAAUCCUAACAUUAUAUUCCUUUUGUGGAAGUAGGGUUAAAGAAUGGGGUAAUAUUAAUUCUAAAUCAUUGGACGUUCUUACAACCGAAGAAAUAGAUUGCGAAAUAAACGGCGACUAUAUAAUAGGUUGUCGAAAAGAAGGAGACGACGUUUAUCUUCCAUUUUCAUUUCUACAUCGUUAUUUCGAAGUAUAUGGUAAAUUAGCUACAUACGAUGGAGUUGAAAGAUUCGAAUGGUCUCAUAGUUAUAGUAAAGUAUAUCGUCCUAAAUCAAAAUACGAUCCGAAGGGUGUGUUUAUGUAUUUCGAAAAUUAUAAUGUGGAAGUGAGAGAUAGAGUUAAAUGUGUUAGUGCUAUUGAAGGAGUACCAGUUUCUACACAAUGGGAAAGUCAAGGUUAUUAUUACCCAACGCAAAUAGCACAAUUUGGGUUAUCGCAUUUUAGUAAAAAUUUAACUGAACCGGAACCUAGAAGAAAGAUGAUUGAUGAUAGUGAUAGAGAUUUAGGUAAAUGGAUAAUACCGUCGACGGCAAAAUUUGAAAGAAUUAUCGAUAAUAAUUUUAAUAGUAAAAUAUUGAAAUUUAUAACUAGCGAUAGUUACGAGGAAGGUAUUCGAUUAAAAAUGGAUCACGUUUUAUAUUUCGUCAUGAGUUUAGAUUUAAUUUUAAGCGGUAACAGUAGCGUAACUAUAACUUUACAAAACAGGGAAACUAAACAGAUUUAUUUUUUACAUUAUAUAACUUCGGACGUAUGGAUAACUUCACAGGAUAAUAAUAUUUAUCACGGUAUAGGAACAAAAAGAACGUGGAAAAAACUCACUAGAGACCUCAUUGUCGAUCUACAUAAAGGUAUAAGUUUUUUCGAUAAAGAUAAAUCAAAAAUAAAAUUAUCGAGAUCGAAAAUGAGGUUAACAGAAAUAACUUUAAGAGGUUCCGGAUGUAUAGAUAACCUCACUUUAUCCUCUUCGGAACAUAUACAACAAUUCUACGACACUGCUGAAUGGUUCGUCAAACAUCAAGACAAACAAACUGGUGGUUGGCCUAUACCAGUUAAAAGAAAACUCGCCCCCGGUUUCCAAGAUUUACAACCCGGUUGGUAUUCGUCGAUGAGCCAAGGACAUGCUAUAUCGGUUUUAUCUAGGGCAUAUUACCAUUCUGGUGGUGAUAUCCGUUAUCUAACUGCUGCUUUACUGGGUUUGAAACCCUUUAAAGUAUCGAGUGAUUUAGGUGGUGUUAGGGCUAGUUUUCUCGAUAAGUACCCGUGGUACGAGGAGUAUCCCACUCAACCGGCGUCUUUCGUUCUUAAUGGUUUUAUUUAUUCCUUGUUGGGGUUGUAUGAUUUGAUGAGUAUCGCUCCUUUGGAGGACGGUAGGGAAGCAGAGGUGUUGUUUAAUGACGGUAUGGUGUCUUUGAGGCGUAUGAUUAGUUUGUUCGAUAUGGGUAGCGUGACUUCGUAUGAUUUGCGUCAUUUUACUAUAAGCACGGCGCCGAAUUUGGCUCGAUGGGAUUAUCACGCCACCCACGUUAAUCAGCUGUUGUUGUUGAGUACCAUCGAUGGUGAUUCUUCAUCUUCUUUGUUUAAAGUUACUGCCGAAAGGUGGAUCGGGUAUAUGAAUGGGAAAAGGGCCGAUCACAAUUAAAAAAAAUUUACUUCGAUAUAUACGGGGUGAAACAAACAAAUCAGAACGUAAAUGAAAUGCCCCUUUUUUUGGUAAUCGACGAGCUAAAACUGUAAUUGAGAAAAGUUGUACGUGAAUGUAUGUUAGGUGGACAAGCAAAUGAUUCAAAAUCAUAAUUUCUCUAUUUUUUCAAGUUUUUGUUGGUUCACAAGUCGGAAUAUACUGGCUGAGCCAAAAAAGGAAUCAAAAUCGUAAUUUUCUUCCUUAUUUGAUGUUUUGGUUGACCUAUACGUCAAUACACAACAGAUGAACCAAAAAAAUUGAUCAAAACGAUGAUUUUUUUCAUAUUUUAUUGGUUCGUAAGUCGAUAUAUACCGGGUGAACCAAGAAAAUAAAACGAAAUUAUUAUUUUACUUCAAUUUUCAUAUUUUUAUUGGCUCGUAUAUCUAUAUAUACUAGGUGAACAAAAAAAUUGAUCAAGAUUAUAAUUUUGUUUUUUUGGAUGUAUUUGUUGACUCGUACAUCAAUAUAUACUUGGUUAACCAAAAAAAAUUAUCAAAAUUACGAUUUUUUUUCUUUUUCCAUGUUUUUGUUAACUUGUAUUUCAAUAUAUACUAGGUGAACCAAAAAAUAUGAUCAAAAUUAUGAUUUUUCUACUUUUUUAACGUUUCUGUUGAGUCGUACGAGAAUUUAUAUAGGAUGAACCACAAAAAUGGAUCAAAAUGAUAAUUUAUUUGUUUUGUUGUUUCUAUUAACUCAUAAGUCGCUAUAUACUGGAUGAAACAAAAAAAAUGUAAAUCCCAUUUUAUUUCUUGAUGUUUUUAUUAAAUUACACGUCGAUAAAUACCGCGUGAGCAAAAAAAUGAACAAAAUUAUAAUUUUCCUUUUUUACGUUAAUCUUGAUUCGAACGUCGAUAUAAAAAGCAUGAACCAACAAAAUGUAUCAAAAAUACAAAAAACAGUAAUUGGUUGGUUUUUCUGGUAUUAUUGUACACUGGGUGAACACAAAAAUCAAUCAAAAUUACAUUUUUUUGUUUUUUAUGAUAUACUGACAUAUAAAUUAUAAUCACAAAGUUUCCCUGAUGAUUUGUACGUUAGAAUAUACAGGGUGAACAAAAAAUAUUGAUCAAAAUAACAAUUUUCUUGUUUUGGGUGAUCGACCCGGGAUCAUUUGUGGUUGGGGGGUAAAUUUUACUCCGAUAUAUACUGGGUGAACCGAAAAAACGAAUAUUGGUUAAGAACCCACAUAUUUUUACUGAAUCAUAUAAACGACUGCACAUUAAAAAUAUUAUUAGUAAAAAUAUAUUUUUCAAACAAAAUUUAAAAUCUGUCAACAUCUUAUAUUGUUAUUCAUUCAAAUUUGUAGAAUUUGGCAACGUUGAAAAUAAUUAUUCACGCCAUUUUUUUUGUCUUUAUAUAGUUCUUGAAUGCCAAAAAUACUUGAAACAUUCCAUUAAAAUGAUAGAAAAAUCGAUAAUUUCGAAAUCUAAAACGAAAUUUGAUAUAUUCGGGUUAAUUUUAUCCAUUUAUGAAACCGAUAAAAUAAAAAAACUUGAUUGCGAGGGUGAUACAAAUAAUGUGCAGUCAAAAUGAGUUUUCCAAAAAAAGCACAGUUUUUAAGAAAAAAACCGGACCAAACGAUACGAAUAGUAGCAAUUACAAUAAUCGAAUAGUCAAUAAGGGUAAGUAGAAAAGUCCUUACCCUCAAAUUUAUCCUGAGUAGUGUAAUAAAUGUUAGAAAAAAAAUUGUUUUGUUAUUUGUAUAAUUGUUGAUUUGUUAUAAAGCACUUUUCCAUUAUUAAAAUGAAAUAUAACGAUCUUGUAAUCGAUUUUUCAGUUAUCGAUACAUACGAUAUGUCAAAUGUCAACUGAAAUCAAGUACUAAUUAAAUUGUGAUUGGUCCAGUUGUGGAUGUAUAAUUACUUAACGUUGACCAUUUGCUCUUCUUUUUUGUACAAAGUCAAAUAUGAUCUUGAUUACAAGAUUUUCAUUUUAAUAUUUGUUUAUGUUGAAUAAAGAAUCCGAUUGGGUUUUUGAAAUGCUAUGAAUGUAAGUGCAAUAAUUUAUUCCUAUUUUUUUUUAACGAUUUUAAUUUUAUUUUUUUUUUAUAAAUUGUACAUAUUUUAUAUAUAUCGUUAACAAUCAUAGUGUAGGGAUGUUUAAUAAAAUAUUUUUAUGUACGGAAGUAAAACUAACCUAAAAAAAAUACGUUUUUCGUUAGAAAUAAAACAGUUUCGUUAACAAAUUGUAUAUAUGAAGACGAAAAGUUACAUUCACGACUCUCGGAAUAUUAGUUUUGUUUAAAAAAAAAUGUUAUAUAUCACAAAUUUUUUAGGUUAAUUUUUCUUCUUGGACGUGUAUAAUCCGUAGAUAGAACGCCAUCUAUCCAUCUCAAGAGCUUAUUAGAGUAAAAAAGACUAGAACAUUUGUAUAUUUCUUCCAAACUAAUCGUAAUUGUUAAUUAACGAGUCAUAUUCUUUUUCAUUUGAGAUAAUUGAUCCAAAUAAUAAUAAUUCCAUUUUUUAUAGAUGAUUUUUCAAAUUAUUUUUUCAUAAAAUUGAAUUUUUUAAUAACCUGAUUCAUCGUUUAUGAACCACGUGAUCAAAUUGAAAAAAAUUACAUUUGACGUUGAAAUAUGAACGAGAGAAGAAGACAAAUACGUUACCGGUACCACAGAACUAAACUAACUAUAAGUUUAUAGUAUUUAGUACCAAUUUUGAAACAAAAAAUAACUAAAUUCGAAGUGAUCUACGAUCCUUGAUGAAUGAAAUAAAAGAAACUGAAACAAAUCAUACGUUUUCUAAUAGUUUCGCCUAAUUAUUUCAUCAUCAGAGUAAGUAUGAUGGGUUUUAAUCAAAAAAUAUAAAACCAGAGCGACAUUUAGGGUCUAAAUUACCUUAUCAAUUGUUUAAAAGUCUGUUUAGGACGUUUUUACGAGUUAAAUAUCAUAUUUUGAGUACAUAUAUCGUAGUUUUUCAAUUGAAUGUAAAAAUUCUAUAUUUUCAUUCAAUUUCCCGACGUACAACCAGAGAAUACUAAUCAAAUCGAAUUUAUAAGUUUUUUUGUUACGCCACUGGUAAAUACAGUAACAUACAAAACUACGAUGAAAUUAGUUCUGUUUAACAUUUAGAAACGUAUCCCAUAACAUUUGUUCGAGACAGAAGACAACAUAACAAUCCACAGUCUUUCAAAUAUCAGCUCAUUAGCAUUUUAUAAAUAAUUUUCUAUUUUAUUAGAUUUUACUUGAUGUUUUUAUGAUUUAAAUAUCAUAUUUUAAGCACAUAUAUCGUAGAUUUCAAUUGAAUGUAAAAAAUACUAUAUUUUCGUUCAAUUUUCCGACUUGCCCAGAGAAUACUAAUCAAAUCUGUUUUUUUGUAAAAAAAAUUGUUACGCCACUGGUAAACACAACAUACAUAACUACUAUGAAGUUAGUUCUGCUUAACCUGUAGUAACGUAAAAGAAGAUAUCCCAUAAUCUGUUUUCGACAUAGAAGAAGAGAACAUGUAGUUGUCAAUAAUAAACGUAAAAGAUAUUCGGCAACAAAUGUUUAAAUGAAAAAAAGUUGUUUGCUGUUUUCUUAUAAAUUAUCUUGUAAAUAUUUUGUGUUAUUUUUUGUGAAAAGUUAUUAAUAAAGUUUAUUAAAUUUUAUAUUAAUGAAUAUAACUUACUUUCGCGGUUUAUAGUGUCAUUAUAUAUUGUAAUCUCAAAACAAUUUUAGUUUGGAAACGAAUUAAUAUUAAAAAGUUUUGUUUAAUUUUUAAAUAAUGUACUUGCAGGUAAUAUAAUUUGAUAAGAUUCUUCACUUUAAGUUAUUUAAUUGUGUGUGAUAUUUUUAUAAAAGCAGGGCUGGACUGAUUAGAUUUAUAUUUCCAGUAUGAAAUAGUUCUUUUAAAUUAAAGUCACUUAAAGUGUACUUAAAUGUUUACGUAUUACAAUUUUGUGAUUUUAAACUUUUUAGAUUAGUAAACUUGGAAAAAAUUGAGUUGAAAUACUAAAAUUUCGAAAAAAUUGAAGUGACUGUGACAAUAAUAUUAGGAAAAUAUAUUCUAACUUGAAAAAA